Molecule: messenger RNA, 3518 nt
Organism: Leucoraja erinaceus (little skate)
Lineage: Eukaryota; Metazoa; Chordata; Chondrichthyes; Rajiformes; Rajidae
Product: exostosin-1-like
Exons: 11
Coding region: 577-2799 (740 amino acids)
Cellular component (GO): membrane
Molecular function (GO): glycosyltransferase activity
Source: RefSeq, a predicted model, not a curated record
AAGGUUCGGAAAUGGAAUGUUUGGACACGGUUACACCUGAGUGCCGGCGCCGCGGACACGUCCCGCUAGCGAGUCCCCCCCAGCGCCCCUCGCCGGCCCCACGCCGCCUUACUCCGGCCCCCGCUCCACGGACACCCCGCUACCCGCAGCAGAGACAGAGACAGAGCACCGGCGCUGUGCGAGCCCCAGCCGGAGUGUGCAGCAGCAGCAGCAGCAGCAGUAGCAGCAGCAGCUAGCGUCGGCAGCAUUUACUUCUUCCUUCCCUAACAAGCACCCCCCGUCCCCUCCUCUCCCCCACCACCACCUUCUCCCCCAUCUUCUCCUCCACCGCCUACAGGUCCUGCCUCAGCGGCCAGCAGCAACCAGAUGUCCCCGGCCGCCCCAUGCCAGGCUGGGCUGGCUCUGCCGCACGGCUUCUGCCCUUGCUCGGGGAUGCAUCUUGUGCCAGCGCCGGGAAGCCGUGGAAGCGCUUGAGAUCGCCGGGGCUGUCGGGCUCCCACCGCCGCCGGGUCGUGGUGCCGGCUCAGGCUGCAAAACCUUCUCAGCAUCCCGAGGAGAGCGGAUGGUCGCGGACACAUGCAGGCCAGGAAGAAAUACAUUCUGACCGCGUUCUGCGCCUGCUGGCUCUUGCUUUUUUAUUUCGGGGGAGCGCAGAUCCGGCAGCUGAAGGUCCCGUCGCGGAGGCAGAGCGAGGAGCUGGCGGCGGCGAGGCGGUGGCCGGCGUGGGACGAUGAGGCGACGCUCAAAAGUUUCGUGGCGAGGUCCGCGGGGGACGGAGGGGACGUCGAGUUGCGGGAGUCUCCCAAAAUCAAGAGGGAGAACAGGGCGAAUGUGUACAAGGACAGCAGAUGCCGAAUGGAGACCUGUUUCGACCUGCCCCUGUGCGAGCAGCGAGGCUUCAGGGUUUACAUUUACCCUCUAUCCAAAACGGAUAAAGUUUCUGAAAGUUACCAAAAAAUCCUCUCCUCUAUUCAAGGAUCCCGGUAUUAUACCCCGGACCCGCUCCAAGCCUGCUUAUUUAUCAUGGGUAUAGACACUUUAGACCGGGAUCAGCUUUCCUUGCAAUACAUUCACAACGUCGAUGCCAAAAUCCAGAGUUUCCCUUUGUGGAAUAACGGUAGGAACCAUCUGAUCUUCAACCUCUACUCGGGAACUUGGCCAGACUACACAGAGGAUUUGGGUUUUGACAUUGGCCAGGCCAUGGUAGCCAAAGCCAGCUUCUACAUGGAGAGGUAUAGACCACACUUUGAUGUCUCCAUACCCUUGUUUUCGAGAGAACAUCCUCAGAAGGGUGGAGAGAAAGGCUGGCUCCUCUCCAACAAGGUCCCACCCAGGAGGAAGUACCUGUUGGUCUUCAAAGGGAAAAGGUACUUGACUGGAAUUGGAUCUGAUACCAGAAAUGCCUUACACCAUAUCCACAAUGGCAAGGAUAUUAUCUCGCUGACCACCUGCAAGCAUGGAAAAGACUGGGUGAAGCACAAAGAUGAUCGUUGUGACCGGGACAACCAAGAGUACGAGAAGUAUGACUAUCAGGAAUUGCUGCAUAACUCCACCUUCUGCCUUGUUCCAAGAGGGAGGAGAUUGGGUUCUUUCCGAUUUCUGGAAUCACUUCAGGCUGCUUGCAUUCCAGUUUUGCUCAGCAAUGGCUGGGAGCUUCCGUUCUCUGAUGUUAUCGACUGGAGUAAAACCGUGGUGGUGGGCGAUGAGAGGCUCCUUCUGCAGGUUCCAUCAACAGUCAGGUCCAUUGACAAUGACAAAAUCCUGGCCUUCCGCCAACAUACCCAGUUCUUGUGGGAUGCCUAUUUUUCUUCUGUUGAAAAGAUUGUAUCCACCACACUGGAGAUCAUUAAGGACAGAAUAUUUACCCACGUGUCACGGAAUAAACACAUGUGGAAUAAACUGCCAGGAGGAUUAUUUGUGCUUCCUCAAUACUCAACAUUUGUAGCAGAUUACCCCUUCUACUACUUGGAUAUGGGUUUAACUCCGAAGAAGGAAUUUACUGCAUUGAUCCAUGCAGUCUCACCCUUGGUCUCCCAGUCUCAGCCUAUCAUCAAAUUAAUCUUGGCACUGGCAAAAUCCAAGUACUGUUCACAAAUAAUUGUCUUGUGGAACUGUGACAAACCAUUAGUCCCCAAGAAUAAAUGGCCCUCAACGAGAAUGCCUCUGAUAGUUAUAAAGGGAGGCCGUAAGACCAUGAGCAGUCGCUUCUUUCCCUACGACGUCAUAACAACCGAUGCCGUGUUGAGUCUGGACGAAGACACUGUACUCUCGACCAAUGAGGUGGACUUUGCAUUCACCGUGUGGUGCAGCUUUCCUGAUCGAAUCGUGGGUUACCCGGCCCGCAGUCACUUUUGGGACAGCAACAAAGGAUUGUGGGGAUACACGUCGAAGUGGACCAAUGAGUACUCCAUGGUUUUAACUGGAGCAGCAUUUUACCACAGAUAUUACCAUUACUUGUUCACAAACUACCUGCCUGCGAGUCUACUUGCACUCAUAGACCAGACAGCCAACUGUGAGGACAUCCUGAUGAAUUUUCUGGUGUCGGCAGUGACCAAACUUCCCUCAAUCAAAGUCACACAGAAGAAACAGUAUAAAGAGACUCUGAUGCAGCAGGGGUUGAAGAGUACUCUCUGGGCCAAUCCAGACCAUUUCACACAGAGACAGAACUGUAUUAACACAUUUGCCAGCUGGUUUGGCGCCAUGCCCCUCGUACAAUCACAGCUCCGACUCGACCCCGUCUUGUUCAAAGAUCAAGUUUCCAUUCUUCGAAAGAAGUACCGUGAUAUCGAGAGACCAUGAAGGCAACACUGCGAACAUUGGCCAAGGCACACAAACGGACAAGACAUGAAAGAGCAGAUCAAUGUCUGGUGUCCCUUUCUUAAAUCUUUGAGACAAUCUUCUGCACAGCCUAUAAGAAGAGGCCAACUGACUUUAUUUUUUAAAAUCACUGUUAUUUACUACAACACAAUCCAUGUGGAAUCAUUUUUUUUUAAAUGUGAUCUCUAAACUGUGACAAUUUUUGAUAGAGGUUUCAGAGAAGUGACCCAUCUCCUCCCAGACCUGUUUAAGAAUGCAAGACUGUACUUCAGCCAAUUCAAACAGAAAGAGGACCCGUUCUUUACAGUUGCUUAUCGUAUAAAUACCUUUCAAAGAUGAGUGUCUGAUAUUUGACAGCUUGUUCCAUCAGCAAGCGAUGGAUGGAUUAUCCAAGAAACUCAGUGGGCACACAACCGUUUCUAUAAUUUCAUUCUUUUUAUUGUAAAACCUACUGGAAAGAGUGCCAUGCCACUCCCACCCACACAAGUCUUGGUUCUGGCCCAAAGUUGUUGGCUGGAGAAAGUGUGUCCCUGUUGUGAUCAUGUCAUAGCUAGUUCGGCACAUGACUGUUUACAUGAAGAUUCAGUGAGUUGGCUUUAAUGUAUAAUUAUUCACCAUUAAAGAAAAUAAUGCAGUUCAAAAUGAAAAAUGCAUGUUCUGCUGCCCACCGGAUUAUGUUGUAUUAAAUUACAUUUUGUCCA